Messenger RNA from Aspergillus campestris IBT 28561, 3138 nucleotides. RefSeq names its product HAMP domain protein. The record is from RefSeq and is a predicted model, not a curated record. Gene Ontology annotation, biological process: cellular hyperosmotic response; phosphorylation; phosphorelay signal transduction system. Gene Ontology annotation, cellular component: membrane. Lineage: Eukaryota; Fungi; Ascomycota; Eurotiomycetes; Eurotiales; Aspergillaceae. The transcript has 2 exons. Bases 1 to 3138 code for a protein of 1045 amino acids. Gene Ontology annotation, molecular function: phosphorelay sensor kinase activity.
AUGACGACCGUUGAUGAGGUUUUUCGAACGGCGGCAUCCCAUCUGCACGUCGGUCUUCUGCACGAAAUCCAGACCGCGGAAUCUUCCGUCGAAUGUCCCGGGUCGUGGAGCGAACUGGAGGAUUUCUUCGACUGUCGGAUUCCCGGCAGCAUGUCCACCGGGAAAUCUGCGUUCCAGACGGAGCUUCAGUCGUUGGGUCGCUAUGUCCGUUUCCUUCAAUCCAAGGAGUCUCCAGAUGACCGCCCGCCAGAACCCCCCGAGAUCCCGUCCCGCCUUCCGUCCCCAGUCUCGGAAUCCGAUAUCGCCCGUGGGAGCACGAAGCGCAAAUUCCACGAGUAUGUCUCUGAUGCGAAUUUGAGGCGAACAUGCGCUAACAACGAUGAUAUUCGUCGGGUUGAGCAAGCUCUAGACGAACCGUGUGACCACAUCAACCUUCCGCGGCCGGUCAUCGCCCGUCUAUUUGGCGAAGCUAUGGCCAGUCGUCAAACGGUGGAGGAGGGGACGAUGAAGCUCGAGCUCCAAAAGCAUCGGCUACUAAACCGGGAAUUCAAGAAAGCACUGCACGAGAUCGGGGAGAUCAUUACCCAAGUUGCUAACGGAGACCUGUCGAGAAAGGUCCCCACACACCCCCGUGAGAUGGACUCGGACAUCAUCACGUUCAAGGAAACCAUGAACACCAUGUUAGACCAGUUGCGAGUCUUCGCCCGUGAGGUGUCCCGGGUGGCCAGGGAGGUGGGAACCGAGGGGAUUCUUGGUGGCCAAGCUCAGACUGCUGGAAUGCAUGGGGUCUGGAGUGAGCUGACGGCCAAUGUCAAUGCCAUGGCCAACAACCUCACGACCCAGGUCCGCGAUAUCGCCAGAGUCACAACAGCGGUGGCUAAUGGGGAUCUCACUCGGAAAGUGCAGGCCGAUUGUAAAGGGGAAAUUCUAGCCCUGAAGGAUAUAAUCAACGCUAUGGUCUCGCAACUCCGGCAGUUUGCGCAGGAGGUCAUCAAAAUUGCGCGAGAAGUGGGCACGGACGGCGUGCUCGGUGGGCAAGCCAAGGUCUAUGGAGUGGAAGGUGUUUGGAAGAGCCUGACGGAGAAUGUCAACAGGAUGGCAAUGAAUUUGACCAUCCAGGUACGGGAAAUUGCCGAUGUCACGACCGCGGUGGCCCGGGGCGAUCUCACCAGGAGCAUCGGUGGGGACGUGCACGGGGAAAUACUGGGUCUCAAGGAAACCAUCAAUGGCAUGGUCGAACGCCUGAGCCGAUUCGCCUUUGAGGUCAGCAAAGUGGCCCAGGAAGUGGGGGUUGACGGUACUCUUGGUGGUCAGGCGGUGGUGGCAGACGUUGAAGGAGAGUGGAAAGUGCUGACCGACAAUGUCAAUAUCAUGGCCGACAACCUGACCUCUCAAGUCCGGGCUUUUGGUCAGAUCACCAACGCUGCCACGGACGGCGACUUUAGCCAGUCAAUCACGGUGCGAACGUCCGGCGAAAUGGACGAACUCAGGCAAAAGAUCAACCAAAUGAUCUCCAACCUUCGUGACAGUAUCCAGCGCAACACCGCAGCGAGAGAGGCUGCAGAGCUAGCCAACCAAAGCAAGUCUGAGUUCUUGGCUAAUAUGAGCCAUGAGAUUCGGACACCCAUGAAUGGAAUCAUUGGGAUGACCCAACUGGCGCUCGAUGUGGAUAACCUCGACCCUCAUGCACGCGAGAUGCUUGAUGUUGUCCACAAUCUUGGUAACAGCUUGUUGGUCAUCAUAGACGAUAUCCUGGACAUCUCCAAGAUCGAGGCAAACCAUCUAAGGAUUGAGCAUGUCCCAUUCAGCCUUGGCCAGACUGUCUUCAAAACUCUGAAAACCCUUGCUGUCGGAGCAAGUGAAAAGGGUCUUCAGCUCACUUGCCGUAUCAGUAAUUCAGUACCGGAUAGCGUCAUCGGAGACUCGUUUAGGCUGCGGCAAAUUAUCCUGAACUUGAUCGGGAAUUCCAUCAAGUUCACCGAACGGGGUGGAAUACAGUUAGCCAUCGACAAGGCCGAACAAGAUAGUGAUUCCGACACAUAUAUGCUCCAAUUUGCUGUUUCGGACACAGGGAUCGGCAUCGAAAACUGUAAAAUGGGGCUGAUCUUCGAUAAAUUUCAGCAAGGCGACGGUUCCAUGACAAGGAGGUUUGGAGGGGCCGGUCUCGGAUUGUCUAUCUCCAAGAAACUGGUCAACCUCAUGGGAGGCGACAUCUGGGUGACAUCCACCGUUGGUACAGGGAGUACCUUUGCCUUUACAUGCGCCCUACAACCAAACAUUCCGUCGCAGAAAGACCUUACCCGGAUGCUGGCCUCAUACAAAGGUCACCGAGUACUGUUUAUCAAGGAUGACCGGAGCCUAGACGUCGAUUCACCCGAGGCCAUUCUACUCAUGUUGUCUGAGAUGGGCCUAAACGUCGAGAUUCUCGACCUGAAGGACGGCGGUCUGCCGCCGGCUGCUAAGAUACAAUCCCGAGGCGACUCGCGCCGACCGUACGACGCCUUGAUCGUUCAAACUCUAGAGUCCGCAGCCCUCUUGAGAACCUCGGAGCACUUCAAGGCCGUCCCUGCCGUUUUAGCCUCGCCUGUCGUGUCGGUGAGCAUGAAGACUGCAUCGGAACUAAGCAUCACGUCAUACGUGACUACUCCCUGUCGCGCGAUCGACCUAGUCAAUGGCAUCAUGCCCGCCCUAGAAGCACGACCAUCCCGCGUCCACGCGGAGGGAACAUCGCCACUGGUCAUUCUCCUCGCCGAAGACAACGAGGUCAACCAGAAGGUGGCUUGCAAAGUGAUGGAAAAGUUCCAACAUCGAGUGACCGUAGUGGCCAAUGGGCAGCAAGCCCUAGAUGAAUUCCGACUCCGGGAAUACGACGUCGUCUUGAUGGACGUCCAGAUGCCUGUGAUGGGCGGCUUCGAGUCGACGGCCAAAAUUCGCGAGUACGAGAGAUUGGAGAACAAGCGCCAUACCCCCGUCAUCGCCUUGACUGCGCAUGCGAUGUUCGGGGACCAGGAGAAAUGCCUCGCUGCUGGCAUGGACGGCUACUUGCCCAAGCCGUUGAACCAGACACAGAUGAUGGAAAUGAUUCAUCGGCAUGCUGCGCUUCGGGAGAUCCCGUCACAGAUGCCGUCACCGAAAUAG